AUUUGGGUUGACUGAUGAUGCACAGAGCGGAUCAGCGACAGGACGGCUUUAUUAUUGAAACGUAACCGCGUUAAAAGAGUAAGUAACGCCACGAAAUUACCGCCAGGAUCGGUGAGACUCGAGUCUGCUGUGAGAGAGCAGAAUGCAGUUCGCUCCUCCUGUUAGCAGGAACAGGAUCAUAUCCACGUUUCCCAAGUGUUACAACCCACAAGCAUGUCUGCAGAUAAAGAAAGACUGGAGCCCUAAAGCUAAACUGGCUUUUAAAGACCGGGUCUCCAGGCAGCAGGGUCUGGACCGACUAAAGAUGUCGAAAGUUGUCGUGGUUGGAGACCUGAACGUAGGAAAGACCUGCUUAAUUAACAGGUUCUGUAAAGAUGCUUUCGAUCGCGACUACAAGGCCACCAUCGGGGUCGACUUUGAAAUCGAGAGGUUUGAACUGUCCGGGCUUCCGUUCUCCCUUCAGAUCUGGGACACCGCAGGCCAGGAGAAGUUUAAAUGCAUUGCUGCAGCGUAUUACCGAGGAGCUCAGGUGAUCGUCACGGUGUUCGACAUGACGGACAUUAAGACGCUGGAAAACACCAAGCAGUGGCUGGUGGACGCUCUGAGUGAAAAUGAGCCAAAUUCCUGCUUUAUUUUCUUGAUUGGAACCAAAAGAGAUCUGCUGUCUCCAGAGGAAUGUCAGAGGACCGAGAGAGAUGCGGUAAAAAUGGCAACGGAGAUGAACGCUGAGUUCUGGUCUGUUUCAUCCAAAACAGGAGAGAACGUGCAGCAGUUCUUUUUCCGUGUUGCUGCUCUAGCUUUCGAAGACUCCGUCCUGAAGGACACUGAGCUCGGCUACAGCACGGGACGCAUCGGAGACGGAGACGUUCUCAAAGUAGAUGAAACCCAAGCAGAUGCUGAGCAGGGAAAAUCGAGGAAGAGCUGCUGCUGAUCUGGUCGUAACAUUCUGCAUCGGAAAGGGAAGAAACAGCGCAGUCGAGUGAUCCUCACCAGCACCUGCUCUGAGUGAAAGGACUUUUACUAUUCGAGCUCCAUCACGGUGUUUAUACUCUCAGUAUUGUGCUGCUUUACCCACUGCCUUAUAGAUAUAAAGUAAAAACGUAGAUGGUUUGGAGCAGAGGAGUGUAAACCUGACUGCCUGUUUAACAGAACAGAAAUGUUAUUCAGUAUUUAAUUGUGAUCCAUCGCUGGAACCGAGCACCUGUGUGAAAGCUUGCAUAUUAAAAUCACAGUUAUUAACAUGAAUUUGCAUUAUUUUAUUAUUUUUACCAAUCCUUUUUUUACAACAUUAAAUAAAAUGCUGUUACUCUUUCAGUGUA
Molecule: messenger RNA, 1319 nt
Organism: Clarias gariepinus (North African catfish)
Lineage: Eukaryota; Metazoa; Chordata; Actinopteri; Siluriformes; Clariidae
Gene: rab36
Product: RAB36, member RAS oncogene family
Exons: 11
Coding region: 143-931 (262 amino acids)
Molecular function (GO): GTP binding; GTPase activity
Source: RefSeq, a predicted model, not a curated record